Messenger RNA from Sinocyclocheilus anshuiensis, 4941 nucleotides. RefSeq names its product ubiquitin-associated protein 2-like. Gene Ontology annotation, cellular component: nucleus; cytoplasm. Gene Ontology annotation, molecular function: protein binding. The coding region runs from base 194 to 3838 and encodes 1214 amino acids. Lineage: Eukaryota; Metazoa; Chordata; Actinopteri; Cypriniformes; Cyprinidae. The record is from RefSeq and is a predicted model, not a curated record. The transcript is spliced from 31 exons.
GCGAGUCGGUUCGGCCUUGUAGUCGGUUUUGGGGAAUCGAUUGAGGACGCGAAAUAGUUCGUUUUUUGUUUCCGUCUGAUAAGGAGGUCGACAAUAAAGCCUCCGUCGGUCGGCGUUAUCUCCACGUUUCUGAUAUCCAGCCGGGUCUUUGGCGUUAUUCCUUUGUAAAUACUGUUAUUUGUAUAUACUGUAAAUGAUGACUUCAGUGGGCGGAAGCCGGGCCCGGGGCAACUGGGAGCAGACGCAGGGUCAGACACAGAGCCAGUCACAGCACAAGCAGAGGCCCCAGGCCACCGCUGAGCAGAUCCGACUCGCGCAGAUGAUCUCGGACCAUAAUGAUGCAGACUUUGAAGAGAAGGUCAAGCAGCUGGUUGACAUCACAGGAAAGGAUCAGGAUGAGUCCAUGAUAGCGCUUCACGACUGCAAUGGAGACGUCAACAGAGCCAUCAAUGUCCUUUUGGAGGGCAGCCCUGACACUGACUCAUGGGAGAUGGUUGGAAAGAAGAAAGGAGUUUCAGGUCCGAAGGAAAGCGCACAGACAGAUGGAGGAGAUGAGGGCAAGGAGAACCGAGAGAAAGGAGGAGAAAGAGAUGUGGCACGUCGCCGAGGAGGGGCCCCGCGGAGGGGCCGUGGAGCCAGCCGCGGGCGAGAGUUCCGUGGGCAGGAGAAUGGGUUGGAUGGGGCCAAGGCAAGUGGAGUUGCAGGCAGAGGAAUGGAGCGAGGCCGUCGGGGAAGAGGCAGAGGAAGAGGUGGAGCUGGAAGGCGAGGUGGGAGGUUUUCAGCUCAGGGCAUGGGCCAGAUUGAUAAGAGCCCCAGAUAUGAUUUGUCAGGAGAUGAGAGUACAUUUAACCCAGCGGACUACACUGAGCCAGCCCAAACAGAAGAGAGCUACACAAGCGGCAGCACUUGGAGUAACACGGGCAACCUGGAACCCGAGGAUGGAAACAGGCUUGAGUUUACAGGUGGAGAGGGAACAAACUAUCCUCGAAAGUUUGACUCGGCCCCUGGUGCUUGGAGAACUGCCACAGAAGAGUGGGGCAUGGAGGACUGGAAUGAGGAUUUGUCAGAGACCAAGAUAUUUACUGCCUCCAGUGUGGCGUCCAUGCCCAUUCCACAGGAGAAUGUCACCAUUACAGCUGGACAGAGGAUUGAUCUGGCUGUGUUGCUGGGGAAGACACCUCCUUCCUCUUCCUCAGAGGCAGAGCCUGCUUCACUUGAAGGCCCACAGCCACCAUCUCUGUCUCAGUCUCUUGUGUUCAGCAACUCAAAGCAGACAGCAUCACUGUCCCAGUCCUCCUCCAGUGCUCCUUACAGCCAGCACAGCAUGGUGAGCAUGCUCAGUAAGGGUUUCGGUGAUGUUGGCGAUCCAAAAGGAACCACUGGAGGCUCCACGACUGGUUCUCAAUUUCUGGAGCAGUUUAAGACGGCCCAGGCUUUGGCCCAUCUAGUGGCUCAGCACUCACAAAGUGGCACACCCAAUGCUGGUGCUUCUACCUGGGAUACCAGCCCCACUACACUGGGGCAAUAUGAUAUGAAACCUCAAACGGAGCCUGUGCACAGUCCCUUCACCAAACGGCAGCCCUACCAGCCCACCUCCACUUCUUCCUCAAUGGAUGCCUUCUUGCAGGACAAAGCUACACCUGCUUCUACCACCUCAGCCCUGCCCCCUCAGUCCACUCCAUCAUCAUCAUCAUCAUCACUGCCCCAGGCCAUCACCACCCCUGUCCCCAAACCCUCAGGACCCACCCCAGGUCAGCAGAACUCUUCCAGCCCAGCCGACCCUCAGGCAUCCAGCCCACUCCCCCUGCAGCAGCACAAACUAAAACAGCAGAAGAAGAGGGCUUCCAUCACAACCAAGAUUCCAGCCCUAGCAGUGGAAAUGCCAGGCUCUGCGGAUAUAUCUGGGCUCAACCUGCAGUUUGGAGCAUUACAGUUUGGCUCUGAACCGGUGCUUUCAGAGUACGAUGCCUCGGCAGCUGUUGCCACGACGACACCAGGCAACCAAGGCCAGAACAGCCUUUACACAAGUGCUAGCAAUGAGCAAGCAGCAGCUCUGUCCAACCCCAGUCAGAUGGAGCUUUAUGAGCCAAGAGCCAGCCAGACACGGCGCUACCCUCCUUCUGUGUCCUCAUCACCACAGAAAGACAUUCAGUCCAAGAAUGGGUUCAAUUCGAUGCAGACGUCACAAUCUCUGGAAGCUGCAGCAGGCUCUGCAGUGCCCUUGAAACCAGUGUCCGAAUCAGUCGUCCCACCAUCGGUUUCCAACAUAUCCCCAUUGGCUGACCGCUCAUCAGGUCCUCCUUCCCUGCUGACUACAUCCAGUCAAACACCUCUCAGUGCUCUUGGACACGAAGACGCCUCGCCCAGCUCCCUGGCCCCUCCUCAGCAGAAUAACUCCCUCCCUUUACAGCAAAACAGUUUGGCACCUUCUUCGGUUUGCACUUCAAACACAAGCCUACUGCACCCAAGUGUGGACGGCGAUUCCUGCUUGCACUCCUCGUCCUUCUCGUCGGUCUCUGUUGUGGCUCCUUCUUCAGUUCCUCCACCCUCUUCAGCUACUUCAGCAGCCCCUGUUUCCUACAGUUGCCCCUCUUCUGUCAGUUUGGUCUCUGCACAGUCUGCACUGGGCCCAGUCAGCAGUCUGACCAUAGGAUUGAACAGUGGUGCUGGUGUGGUUUCAAUGCCCCCCCCUAUGGCUUCUGCUUCAUCAUCAUCUGCUGCCUCGGCCACUGUGGCACCUUCAUCUGCCUCAUCUCGCAGCAUGGCUGCCUCAGGGAAAGCACCUCCAAACCUGCCUCCUGGAGUGCCACCCUUGCUGCCCAACCCUUACAUUAUGGCUCCCGGCCUGCUUCACCCAUACCCACCCCAAGUGUAUGGCUACGAUGACCUACAGAUGCUGCAGACCAGGAUACCACUGGACUAUUACAGCAUCCCAUUUGCCACUCCAACCACAGCACUGACUGGCAGGGAUGGCAGUUUGACAAGCAACCCAUAUUCUGCUGGUGACCUGUCCAAGUUUGGCCGUGGCGACGCCUCGUCUCCUGCACCCACCACAACGCUGGCCCAGCCACAGCAGACCCAGACACAACCGCACCAUACCACCCAGCAGCCCUUCCUCAACCCAACCCUUCCACCAGGAUACAGCUACACCAGCCUGCCCUAUUAUACUGGUGUGCCCGGUCUGCCCAACACCUUCCAGUACGGCCCUGCCAUGUUUCCGGUGGCUCCUACCUCCUCCAAACAGCAUGGUGUGAAUGUCGGUGUCAAUGCAUCAGCCACGCCCUUUCAGCAAGCUAGUGGUUAUGGAUCACAUGGAUACAGCACUGGCUAUGAGGAUUUGGGCCAGGCUUCGGCAGGGAGUGGGGAUUUCUGUAAGGGUGGCUACGGCACCGCAGUUGCCGCAGCCGCCGCUGCUGCCGCCGCCGCCGCUGCUUCUGCCCAAAACAAGCCCGUCAGCUCUGUCACCGGGCCCGGAGUGGGUGUCUCUGUGACAUCAAGCAACACUGGAGUCCCUGACAUUUCAGGGUCUGUUUACACAAAGACGCAGUCUUUUGAGAAGCAGGGUUUCCACACCGGAACCCCCAGUGCUUCCUUCAGUUUGCCCUCAGCACUUGGGAGUGGUGGCCCUAUCAACCCUACGGCUGCGGCGGGUUACGCUCCAGCCCCUUACAUGCACAUCUUGACCCCCCAUCAGCAGCCCCACUCUCAGAUGCUCCACCACCACCUGCAGCAGGACGGACAGAGUGGCUCUGGGCAACGCAGUCAGAAUGCCUCCAUUCAACAGAAGUCACAGAUCAACAAGUCAGGAUACAACAGCUACAACUGGGGAGGCAAUUAAUACCCUGUCCUGCCCCAUCUGGUGUUCCAAAGGCUGGAUUAGUGGAACCAUACCUUUCUCCUCAGAAAUCUCCCCCUUUUCUCUGUCCUCCACGGCACUCACUCGCCGCUCUUUGCACGGUCACCCUGCAGUACCAGCCCCAUUCCACUGGUGGCACUGUCCUUAGAGAGAUACAGCACUGUAAGGCGCCGCUUGAAGAAGGGGCACGGGGGGCGGAAGUCUUAAUGGGGAGCGUGAUCUCGUCAAUAUAUGGAUAGUUACUUAGGCCUUCAUGAUUGGAGUAUUGAGUAUUUGGAGUUUGUAUUGUGUUCAAAAUACAUAAAAGCCCCAAACCCCCUUUUUUUCUGUAAUAUGUAACAUAGAUCUGUUUUCUAAAAGGACAAAUGUUUAGUUUUUCUCCUCUUCUUUUUCUUUUUACUAUUGGAUAAAAUGAAAAAGAGAGGUAUGUUAGAGGGAGAGAGGGCAUUUUUUCUUUUUUUUUCUUCCUCUUGUUUAUUUCCCUCCUUUCUGCUUCUUGCUUGAUCAGCACCUGCAAUCCAAAUGUACAUGCACCUCCUCUGUUUCUCCCCCUGCAGUGAGUACCAAAUUUUAUUUUGGGAAAAGAUAUCACUCUAAAUCGGCUAGAGCAGUUGUGAGGUUUAUUUUUUACCAAAUAUAAACGUAUAUGAAAAAAAAUAAAUGUAUAGCUGCGUUCACAGGCUUCGGAUCUGUACCGUGUAUGUGCAUGUGUGUGCGUUUGGGUUUAUUUUGUGUGUGUGUGUGUGCGCGUGUGUGUGCGCGUGUGCGUGUGUGUGUGUGUGUGUGAAUGAAUUGCAUCGUCAGGGUGGCCAGUGUAUGAAUGCUGUACUUAAAGACUUAUAGGCUUCAAUGUGUAUUCCUUUUAAUUGCUUUAUUGGAGCCUUAUUGUACUCCUCCAGGUGUGAGAAGUGCACUGGUCACCUUAAACUUUAGACUUAUUUUCUGCAAUCCUUUUUUUGUUGUUGUUGUUGUCCUCAUUAACCACCCUUGCUGUAGCAGGGAGACUGGAUUACGUUAAGGCAUGACUUUUGAUCUGUUUUGCCAUAAGCGGGAAGUUUUUCAUUUGCGAUUUGAUUGAGGUUACC